Messenger RNA from Papaver somniferum (opium poppy), 465 nucleotides. RefSeq lists its product as uncharacterized. Lineage: Eukaryota; Viridiplantae; Streptophyta; Magnoliopsida; Ranunculales; Papaveraceae. The transcript has a single exon. The coding region runs from base 1 to 465 and encodes 154 amino acids. The record is from RefSeq and is a predicted model, not a curated record.
AUGAUAGUAGGUGACCUGAAUUUUGUAUUACACAAUAGUGAAAAAGAAGGUGGAAAUGAUAUGAACUCUAGUGCUAUUACUGUCAUACAGAAUGUCAUUCAACAAAUAGGAUUCAUAGAUUUAAAGUUUACGGGUGAUCUGUUUACUUGGUCUAAUCAGAGGGAAGGGGCAGAUAACAUUAGAGAAAGGAUUGAUAGAAGUCUGGUAAAUGUGAUUUGGUUUCAAUGCUUUCCUGAUGCAUUAGUUCACCAUUUAACUAGAAUGGAUUCGGAUCAUAAUCAUUUACUGAUUGUUUUUGACCCUUGUAAAGUUAAAAAAAAGAGACCCUAUAGGUUUUUUAGAGGUUGGAAUGAGCAUAAGGAUUAUAAUAUGUUUAUAGAGAAUGCUUGGAAAAUGCUUAAAAUGAGGAUUGAUGCUGAUUUGCAUGAUUUGCUAGUUGGUCUGUCAAAUGAUUUUAAGGACUGA